AAACCAGGAGCCCCAGAAUGGACCUGGAGCAAACCUUUGCUGCCUUGUACUCUAAAAACGGACAACUCAGGCAGGAAAAUGAUCAGUUGAAGGCAAUGCUGAGUCUAGUCAAGGAAAACAGAGACCUGAGAGCCAGGAUGCACAGCUUCAACGAUAACACUGUGGAGGAAUUAACAGUUUGCUCAGCCUCAGCAGGAAGAAAUCCACCUGGUCUGUGGCAAAACACCUGUGACGAGAAACAGUUCAGAAAAGAGUUUCAACAAAUGAACCUCAAACAUGAACACAGAACCUCAUCCCCCGUCGACUUCGAAUCUUUCAUACAAAACUCGGUGCAUGCAGACACAAGUGAGAUUCAAACCACCCAGGCUGAUAUUCCUCUUGAGGUCAAAGACCCAGACAGGCUCCUGGGAGAGAUUGCCUACCAGCUGGAUAGGAGGAUUCUGUUCCACAUUUUCCAGGGUCAUAGGAGGCUUUAUGGUUUCACAAUGCUCAACAUACCGGGCAAGAUCAUAGAGAUGAGCACACACCCACUGACAGGGAAGGUAGAUGAAGGCUAUCGGCUUCACCUCACUCAGAGGUAUGAUGAUCUCAUGGAGAGCUUGAACCAGCUCGGGUAUAAAACAAUGCUUCACCCUCCUUUUGCCGAAUUCAUCGUGAACACCUACGGGAUCCUGACUCAGAGGCCAAGUGACUGCAGAACCCAGGAAACAGACUACAAUAAUCCAGAAUUCCUGAGGAAGAUAAUAACAGCCAGGGCACCUAGACAACUUCAGAAGGACCUGCUGCUUUUGCUCACCUGCCUCUGCAACAUGGCAGAGAAAGAUAAGAGGCCUCUCCUUCUCUGGUGACAUGAUUGUAUCCAAAGACGCACCCAAUCCAGCAAGCUUACAUUGUCCACGAACUGGAAAUAAAUUCUGUUAAAUGAU
Messenger RNA from Scatophagus argus, 926 nucleotides. RefSeq names its product speriolin-like protein. Bases 18 to 848 code for a protein of 276 amino acids. The transcript is spliced from 4 exons. Lineage: Eukaryota; Metazoa; Chordata; Actinopteri; Scatophagidae. The record is from RefSeq and is a predicted model, not a curated record.